AUGGCCGAGGAAAAUUACACGCGUGGAGAGGAUGAAUUUGAGGAUGAGGAGAUCGAUGAGACUGUGAGUAUAGAGCCUCCCGGGUUAUCGUUAUCAAGUGUUGACUGUUGCCUUCAGAGCUUCAAAUCAGUGAGGGAUGCUGUGCUAUUUGCCAUAGAUAUCAGCAGCUCUAUGCUGAAACCUCGUCCGGCACCAGAUCCAAGGAAACACAGUGAUGAGUCGCCUGCAUCGGCUGCAUUGAAGUGUGCAUACCAUCUGGUGCAACAGCGCAUCAUCUCAAACCCUCAUGACAUGAUUGGUGUCAUGCUCUAUGGAACAGAAUCAUCCAAGUUCUACGAUGAAGACGAGAGUGGAGAUCUUUCAUAUCCUCACUGUUACCUGUACACGGAUCUUGAUGUCCCGUCUGCCCAGGAGGUCAAGCGCCUGCGGUGCCUGGCGGACCCAGUGGCAGAUGACGAGGAUGCAAGGCACAUAUUGAAGCCAUCUCAAGAGCCAGUAUCCAUGGCCAAUGUGCUGUUCUGUGCAAAUCAGAUCUUUACCUCCAAAGCCCCAAACUUCCUAUCCCGUCGACUGUUCAUUGUAACUGACAACGACGAUCCUCACUCAGAAAACAAGGCCCUGCGUUCUGCAGCGACAGUCCGGGCAAGAGACCUGUACGACCUUGGUGUAAACAUUGAAUUGUUCCCGAUCUCAGAGCCAGAUCGUGAAUUUGAUGCUGCUAAAUUCUACGAGGAUAUUAUCUACAAAACCUCACCCGGUGAUGGAGAUGCACCGGUCUAUCUGCAGCCAGACACCAACACCGCGACGGCUAAAGGCGAUGGCCUAUCCUUGCUCAACUCCCUGCUGUCUAGCAUAAACUCAAGAUCAGUGCCCCGUCGUUCCCUCUUCUCGAACGUGCCCCUCGAGAUAGGGCCUGGUCUGAAAAUCUCCGUCAACGGGUAUCUGCUUUUGAAAAAGCAAGAGCCCGCUCGCAGCUGCUAUGUCUGGCAAGGCGGCGAGGUCCCUCAGAUCGCCAAAGGUGUCACGACACAAAUGGCCGAUGACACUGCACAAGAAGUGGAAAAAGAUGACAUCCGAAAGGCUUACAAAUUCGGCGGGGAGCAGAUUACCUUCACGACCGAAGAAACACAGGCUUUGCGAAACUUCGGCGAUCCAGUGAUUCGAAUCAUUGGCUUUAAACCACUUUCGGCCCUUCCUAUCUGGGCUAACGUCAAACAUCCCUCCUUCAUAUAUCCUUCUGAGGAAGACUAUGUCGGUUCAACACGUGUCUUCUCUGCUCUACAUUCGAAACUCCUCGACUCUAAAAAAAUUGGUUUGGUUUGGUUCAUCCCUCGCAAAAAUUCCACCCCAGUCUUGGGGGCAAUGAUCGCCGGAGAAGAAAAGGUUGAUGAGAAUGGCGUGCAAAAAGUUCCACCUGGGAUGUGGAUUGUUCCAAUCCCAUUUGCGGACGAUGUACGCGAGAAUCCCAAAACUUCAUACAACCCAGCACCGGAGGAAUUGAUAACCGCAAUGCGAGAAGUGAUACAGCAACUUGGGCUGCCGAAAGGUGUUUAUGAUCCAUCCAAAUAUCCAAAUCCUGCGUUGCAGUGGCAUUAUCGGAUUCUGCAAGCCAUCGCUUUGCAGGAAGAGCUCCCCGACGCACCAGAGGAUAAAACGAAGCCGAAAUACCGACAAAUUCACAAGCGUGCUGGCGAUUAUGUCCAUGAAUGGGCUGAGAAAGUCAACGCCCACAUCCCAAAUAUGCCUCAACAAGCGACCAAGUCCACCUUGGUGAAGCGAGGUGCGAAGUCCGAGGGGGCUGAUGACCCACCUUCGAAGCGACCAAAGAUCGAACCUGGUGCCGGGGUGGAGGAAGAAGUGAAGCGUAGCUUCGCGAAGGGCGCCCUGUCCAAGCUCACUGUGGCCGUGCUCAAGGAGUUUCUGCAUUCUCAUGGCUGGGCCAAUGCGGGAAAGAAAGCCGAUCUCGUGGAACGAGUCGAGCAAUACUUUGAGGAAAAGCGGUAG
Messenger RNA from Penicillium olsonii, 2004 nucleotides. Lineage: Eukaryota; Fungi; Ascomycota; Eurotiomycetes; Eurotiales; Aspergillaceae. The record is from the annotation of a GenBank genome assembly.